Abrus precatorius (Indian licorice) is the source of this 1963-nucleotide messenger RNA. RefSeq names its product transcription factor MYB61-like. The transcript is spliced from 3 exons. Gene Ontology annotation, biological process: regulation of stomatal movement. NCBI's taxonomy places the organism in Eukaryota, Viridiplantae, Streptophyta, Magnoliopsida, Fabales, Fabaceae. The coding region runs from base 153 to 1499 and encodes 448 amino acids. The record is from RefSeq and is a predicted model, not a curated record.
UCUCUCUCUCCUCUCUCUCUCUCUCGCUCUCAUAUUCUCCUAUCACAGUCUGGUUCAGUGCCACUCUUGCUGACAUUUCACCUAGCUAAUCAGUUAAUUGGAAAGGUUCACCCCUCAUUGUUGGUGGGGGUGCAAACUACUACAAACUACAAAUGGGAAGACACUCUUGCUGUUACAAGCAGAAACUUAGGAAGGGUCUUUGGUCACCUGAGGAGGAUGAAAAACUUCUCAAGCAUAUUUCUAAGUAUGGUCAUGGAUGUUGGAGCUCAGUUCCUAAGCAAGCAGGUUUGCAGAGGUGUGGUAAGAGCUGCAGGCUUAGGUGGAUCAAUUACUUGAGGCCUGAUUUGAAGAGAGGUACAUUUUCACAAGAAGAAGAAAACAUCAUCAUUGAACUUCAUGCAGUACUAGGGAAUAGAUGGUCUCAAAUUGCAGCACAAUUGCCUGGGAGGACAGACAAUGAAAUCAAGAAUCUGUGGAAUUCUUGCUUAAAGAAGAAACUAAGGCAAAGAGGUAUAGACCCUGUCACACAUAAGCCACUGUCUGAGGUUGAGAACGGAGAGGAGGACAAGACAAGGAGCCAAGAAAAAGUACCAGAAUUAUCCAAUGAAUUGAACCUCCUAAAUUCAGAAAGCUUCAAGUCAGAUGAAGCCUCCUAUGAGCACAGAACAUCCCCAAUUGCCCCAAAAGGGUAUGCAACCGAGAUGGAAGGUUCUUCCAGCUCCAAGAUUAACAGCAAAAACGACCCCAACUUGAUAACCAACUGUUCUAAUAAGGACUUGUUUUUAGACAGGUUUAUGACAUCCCACCAAGAGAGCUACACCACAAGUUGCCAACCCUCAGAUUUGAUGGGAAAUUACCCUCUUCAGAUGAGUUAUGCAUCAUCCACAGACACUCUCCCAACCAAUUCAAACUCUUGUCAUUGGUUCAGCCAAACUGCAAGGCCGUUUGAUAUGAACUCUGAAUUCACUUCCAAUGUUAUGUCUAUUCUUCCCCCUACAGCUACCUCAUUCCUCAAUUCUAGUUCUUUUUGCUACAAGCCAUCACUUGCUGUCCCCUCAGAAGACAUUUCAAUUUCAACAGCCUCUUUUGCUUUGAAUGGAUCCAAUUACUGGGAAGCCAGUGCCUCCAACAACAGUAAUAGUAGCAACACAAGUGAUGGCAGCAGAGAAUUGACAAGUAGCAGCCCCUUAAACGUGAAGAACAGUGUCCUUUCUUCAUGGGGUAUGACAGAUUGUAGCACCUCCACCAAAGAGGCUCAAAUUUCUCUGAUGGAAAACCAAACAGAAGAAGCCAAGUGGUCUGAAUACCUUCACAACCCAAUGUUAAUGCUGGCAGCUCCUGAAUCUUUAUGCAACCAGAUAAAGCCAGCUACACAUUUGGUACCUGAUCAUGCUUUAGGGGCCAUGUUGCCUCAUUCAAAGGAGCAAGAACAGUCCCAAACUUCAAGUAUCUUUUCCAAGGACAUCCAGAAGCUAACAGCAGCUUUUGGACAUAUAUAGCAUGAGGAUUUGACAUAAAGAAAAUAUUUUAGAGGGGCUCCAAGGGAUUUCUCAUCUUAGUACAGGUGUGUGAAACCACAGAUUUUGCUCUUGUAUAUAGGCCUGUCAGAAAAACAUUUCUUUCACCAUCUUCAUUUGUGAACCAAAAUCAUUUGUCAUUUAACAUCUCGGGUGUUGGGUAGAAUAGAAUUGCAGAAUAACGAUUGCUCUGCUUUGCUCUAUCUACUCUUUCUUUCUUUGCUACACUGUUAAGUGCAUUACAAUGGUGCAUUUCCAUAUCUAUGCCAUCACAGAUGUUUAUUUGUGCACGAGAAGUUUCACUUUUCUUUUCAAUGGUUGGCUGGGACACACACACACUAUAGUUACUUUGCCUACAAACAAUUUACCGAAUCUCUUUCAUCCGGGGUUUGAUAUUGAUAUUGAUAUUCUCUCACCACACUAACUUUCACACUACUCAAAAUGAC